Molecule: messenger RNA, 1912 nt
Organism: Rubroshorea leprosula
Lineage: Eukaryota; Viridiplantae; Streptophyta; Magnoliopsida; Malvales; Dipterocarpaceae
Source: the annotation of a GenBank genome assembly
AGCCAAAAGCCAUCAGCCGCCUUGUGAACACAAAACCGACCCUAGAGGACACCGCCAAAUGUUAGGAUGAGAGAGGAGGCUUUGUGGGGCCCAUACGCUUUCCCUUCUUUCUUUAAGCUAUUCGUCCAACUCAAGAGCCACCACCUCCCAACAAACAUACAACACACCACCUAGGCACCCACAACCGAGUUCAGAAUCCAGAGGUGCAGUGAAAGUGCAAGAAACUGGGAGAUAUGAGGAAGAAAAAGAUUGGAUUUUUAGAUAGAAAUUGAAGAAACAGAGCAAACCCAUUUCUCCACACUCCUAAAUAUAUAUUACCCUGUUUUUUGUUUUGCAUCUUUUGUUUUCUUCGAAAUGGAUCACUGGUCUCCUUCUCUUGCGGUUGAUGAGGAGUUUGAGAAGCUUGCGAUUCGGAUGAACCCUCCAAGGGUCACAGUUGAUAAUGAUGCAAGCACCAAAGCCACUCUGAUUCAGGUCGCCAGUGCUAACAGGCGUGGGAGUUUGCUAGAUGUCGUUCAGGUUUUGACAGAUUUGGAUCUUAUAAUUAAAAGGGCCUAUAUCUCUUCAGAUGGGGGAUGGUUCAUGGAUGUGUUUCAUGUCACAGAUAAGCAUGGAAAUAAGCUACCUGAGGAUGGUAUUGCUGAAAGAAUUCAACAGUCACUCAGACCAAGGGCGUAUAGCUUUCAGUCCUUGACAAGGUCAGUAGGUUUUCAAUCUGCACCAGAACAUACAACCAUUGAGUUGACUGGAAGGGACCGACCGGGUCUGCUCUCGGAGGUCUUUGCUGUUCUUGCAGACCUUAAAUGCAAUGUUGUUGCUGCUGAAGUGUGGACCCAUAAUUCUAGAAUGGCGUCCGUGGUCUAUAUCAAUGAUGAGGCUACUGGAUUUCGAAUUGAUGAUCCUGAAAGACUUAACAGGAUCAAACAACUUCUUCUCCAUGUCCUAAGAGGGGAUCGAGAUACGAAAAGUGCCAACACUGCUGUUUCUGUUGGCUCGACCCAUAAGGAAAGGAGGCUGCAUCAGAUGAUGUAUGCUGAUCGUGAUUAUGAUAUGAAUGAUAUGGAUAGUAGGUCAUCAAGCAUGCGUAGCAAACCUAUUGUCACUGUUGAAAACUGUGUUGACAAGCAAUAUACUACCGUGAGCCUGAGUUGCCAUGAUCGACCUAAGCUAUUCUUUGAUACGGUUUGUACAUUGACAGAUAUGCAGUAUGUUGUAUACCAUGCAACUGUAAUAGCUGAAGGACCAGAGGCUUAUCAGGAAUACUAUAUCAGGCAUGUAGAUGGCUGUCCUAUUAGUUCUGAUGCUGAAAAAGAAAGGGUAAUUCAUUGCUUGGAGGCUGCUAUUAAGAGGAGAUCUUCUGAGGGUAUAAGGUUAGAACUCUGUGGUGAGGACAGGGUUGGACUAUUGUCUGAUGUUACUCGCAUCUUUAGAGAAAAUGGUCUUUCAGUUACUCGAGCUGAGGUUGCAACCAUAAAUUCCCAAGCUGUGAAUGUUUUUUAUGUAACUGAUGCAUCUGGAGAUCAGGUCAAGACCGAAACAAUCGAAGCAGUUCGGAAAGAGAUAGGCCUGACUAUCCUUCAUGUUAAGGAAGAUGCUUACUCAAUAACUCCACCUCAGGAUAGUGGGAGAUUCUCUUUGGGCAAUAUCUUUAAAUCUAGAUCAGAGAAGUUCCUCUAUAGCUUGGGAUUGAGAAAGUCAUGUUCUUGAGCUGUUCACCAGGGUUAGCCACAGGUUUUCAAUCGAAAACCACCAACAUGUAAAUCUUGUAAAUACAUUUUCCCUUUCUCCACCACUUAACUAGUCUUUGAAGAACAUUGCUAAUACAUACAUUAAUGCUCCCUUUCACUGUAUAAGAUCCAAAUUCAUUGCUUUGUUCCAUUGGAGGUUGUUAACUGUCCUGUUUAGUUUAAGU